Messenger RNA from Acanthopagrus latus (yellowfin seabream), 1699 nucleotides. RefSeq names its product gap junction beta-4 protein-like. Gene Ontology annotation, cellular component: connexin complex. Bases 552 to 1370 code for a protein of 272 amino acids. The transcript is spliced from 4 exons. Gene Ontology annotation, biological process: cell communication. Lineage: Eukaryota; Metazoa; Chordata; Actinopteri; Spariformes; Sparidae. The record is from RefSeq and is a predicted model, not a curated record.
UUCAAAUGUUUUAGAUUUUAUUUCCCCAUGUUCAAACAGCAUUACUUAUUUUUGACAGAAAGGGACUGCCCUGUGAGUGCAAACCUUGGCAUGUCCUCCUCUGUCCCUGUUGCUGCUUGAGGCUUUGGAUGUCCUUGAGAGGGCCCUGGAGGUUCCUGUGGGCCCCCAUGUCUCCGAGGCUGUAGACAACGGUGCCUCGGUUGCAUCCUCACCUUGCUGUAGCUCACAGACAGCCUCUGAGUCGGAGAGGGAUUAUUAGCUGCCGAGAAAUCUAAUAUAUAUAGAUUUGAUUGUCCAGCUUCACACAGUCAGCCACAGACAAUGUCUAAACCUUAUACAGCCUCUGGUCAAAACCCUGAGGAAAACUCUGGUUGCAUAUAUUUUCUUUUUAGAUGAUGGGCCAGGCUGCAGAUCACCUCCUCAGUGCUGCGUGAUAUACAGUAUACAUUUCUUCACUGAGCAGAGCAAUGCAAGGGUGAAAAAUGGAGACUGAAGAUAUUUUGGCCUUCUUUUUCGCCAAGGUGGUCCGACCUAACAUCUGAAACAACACCAUGAACUGGGCCUUCCUUGAGGGCCUCCUCAGUGGGGUGAACAAGUACUCCACGGCGUUCGGUCGCAUCUGGCUCGCCAUCGUUUUCAUCUUCAGGCUCUUGGUCUUCCUGGUGGCCUGUGAGAAGGUCUGGGGUGACGAGCAAAAGGACUUUGAUUGCAAUACCAAACAACCCGGUUGUCACAAUGUCUGCUACGACCAUUUCUUCCCCAUCUCCUACACCCGACUCUGGGCUCUCCAGCUGAUCUUUGUCACCUGCCCGUCCCUUCUCGUGACGCUCCAUGUGUCCUACAGGGAAGAACGCGAGCGCAAACAUCGGCUGAAGCACGGAGAGAACUGUGCCCCUCUGUACGAUAACACAGGCAAGAAGCGAGGAGGACUUUGGUGGACCUACUUCUUGAGCCUGCUGUUUAAGAUGGCGGUGGAUGGUGUGUUUGUUUUCCUCCUUUUCUACAUCUACGAGGCCACAUUCUUCCCACCAUUGGUGAAAUGCAACGAGGAGCCAUGUCCCAAUGUGGUGGACUGCUACAUUGCAAGGCCCACGGAGAAGAAAAUAUUCACCAUCUUCAUGGUGGUGACCAGCUUUGUAUGCAUAUUCCUCACUUUUUGUGAGGUCUUCUAUCUGUGUGGGAAGAGAUUCUUGGAGUGCUGCAAAAGUGGACCGAGCUCAGUGAGAGGAAACUCCUUCAAGAUGGUCAGAACUCCUCUGACUAGGAAGGAGAACGCGGCGUACAAUGAGCCCGUCUUGGAUAAGGCCAAGAUGGCCGACAAAGGCAAUGGAGACACUUCAGCCCCAGCGUACAGCAUAGCAGUCUCCUGAGAGACGAGAUGUAUUACAACUAAUGAGUUCGACUUGUGACAUGACUUGACAUGUGAGGUUGCUUUUGUACUGUUGGCCAGAUUUAUCUCCCAAAAAUUUGUGGUUUCAAAGAAAAUUUGUUUACAAAAGGUCAUGUCAUUUUGUUGUAUAUGUUUUUUUUUUUUUUUAAAUGUUUCUCUCUUAAUACUGUUGAGCUGAACAUGUAUAUAUCCUUUUUAAAGGUGUGUGAUCUACAAUAACUGAUGAUGCAGUAAAGGUGAUUUACUGUACUGUCUAUUUAUAUGAUUAUUUGUUAUGUAAUAUUAUUUUGUUAUCUGGACGGCCCAAAA